UCCUGCACCGAGCCGUUGUCUCAACUUCAGCAGUUCCAUCUCGUGGAGAUACCAGUGAUCUCAGUAGCAGUCUCUGUCAGGCUGUGCCCUGCAGGAACUGGGAGAUCUGUAGGGAGGACACCGGGACAUCUCUGAAGCUGGGAAAUGAAUUAGCAGUUGGGAACUUCAGUAUUUAAAUGUGAGAAGGCAUACAUAAGAACUAGGGCAAUGGAUACUGAGGAAUUGUUGAAAUUCAGAGAUGUAUCUAUAGAAUUCUCUACGGAUGAGUGGGACUGCCUGGACCCUGCUCAGCAGAAUUUGUAUCGGGAUGUCAUGUUAGAGACCUACAGUCACCUGGUCUUCCUUGGGCUUGCUGUCUCUAAGCCAGAGCUCAUCACCUGUCUGGAGCAAAGGAAAGAACCCUGGCAGGUGAAGACUCACCAGACAGUGUUCAAGCACCCAGUCAUAUUUAAUCAUUCUACCCAGAGCAAUUCGCAAGUUCUGGGCAUGAAUAUGUUAUUACCAGAGAUAAUCCUAAGAAGAUACGAAAACGAUACCCCUGAAAAUUUAAACUCAAUAAAAGACUGGGAUAGAGUGUGUGAGUAUAAGCAGCAGAAAGUAUGUUACAAUGGACUAGAUGAAUGUUUAACAGCUAUGCAUGGUAAAAUCUACCAAUGGAGUAAAUGUUUCAAAGUUUUCAGAAAAUUAUCAAAUGUAAAUAGACAUAAGAUGUUAUAUACUGGGGAAAUAACAUUUGAGUGUAAAAAAUAUGGGAAAGCCUUAAAUCUAUGCUCAAACUUUGAUAAACGUAAGAUAACCCAUUUUGUGGAAAAGCAGUGCAAAUGUAAAGAAUGUUGCAAAGUCUUUACAUCUUGCUCAAGACUGUCUAAGCACAGGGAAAAUCAUACUGCAAAGAAAACCUCCCAUUGUGUGAAUGAUGACAAAUGUCUUAGCCACUGCUCAAGAUAUUCUAACUAUAAGACAAUUUAUAAUGUAGAGAAACCCUACACAUGUAAAGAAUGUGGCAAAGCCUUCAACAAUUACUCAAUCCUUUUUGUUCAUAAAACAAUUGAUUCUGGAGAAAAAUCCUACAAACCUGAAAAAUGUGGAAAAGCCUUUAACGAUUUCUCAACUUGUUCUGUACAUAAAAGAAUUCAUUCUGGAGAGAAACCCUACAAAUGUGUAGAAUGUGGAAAAACCUUUAACCAAAACUCAACCCUUUCUGUACAUAAAAGAAUUCAUUCUGGGGAGAAGCCCUACAAAUGUGAAGAAUGUGGAAAAGCCUUUAAACAUUCCUCAACCCUUUCUGUACAUCAAAGAAUUCAUUCUGGAGAGAAACCCUACAAAUGUCAAGAAUGUGGCAAAGCCUUUAACCAGUACUCACACCUUUCUGUACAUAAAAGAAUUCAUUCUGGAGAGAAACCCUACAAAUGUCAAGAAUGUGGAAAAGCCUUUAAAGAUUCCUCAACCCUUUCUGUACAUAAAAGAAUUCAUUCUGGAGAGAAACCCUACAAAUGUCAAGAAUGUGGCAAAUCCUAUAACCAGUACUCACACCUUUCUGUACAUAAAAGAAUUCAUUCUGGAGAGAAACCCUACAAAUGUCAAGAAUGUGGAAAAGCCUUUAACCGGUACUCACACUUUUCUGUACAUAAAAUAAUUCAUUCAGGAGAGAAACCCUACAAAUGUGAAGAAUGUGGAAAAGCCUUUAACCGGUACUCAACCCUUUCUGUACAUAAAAGAAUUCAUUCUGGAGAGAAACCCUACAAAUGUCAAGAAUGUGGGAAAGCCUUUAAAGAUUCCUCAAACCUUUCUGUACAUAAAAGAAUUCAUUCUGGAGAGAAACCCUACAAAUGUCAAGAAUGUGGCAAAGCCUUUAAAUAUUCCUCAACCCUUUCUGUACAUAAAAGAAUUCAUUCCGGAGAGAAACCCUACAAAUGUGAAGAAUGUGGAAAAGCCUUUAACCAGUACUCACACCUUUCCUUACAUAAAAAAAUCCAUUCUGGAGAGAAACAUUACAAAUAUGAAUAGUUUGACCCCCUUUAACUCUGGGUCAAACCAGGCUGUAUAUUAAAAAAACGUGAUAGCAUGGAAACUCUAGAAAUAUGAAGAAUAUGGCAGUACCUUACUUGGUGUUCAUAACUUACUAAGCUUGUAAGAAUUUACACUGGAGAGAAAUCCUACAACUGUGAGUGGUGUGGCGAUGCACUUAACCAGAGCUCAAACUUUACUACACGUAAGAAAAUUUAUAUUAGAGAGAAAUCUUACAAAUAAGAAUAAAUGGCUAAAGUUUUAACUGAUUCUUAGCCCUUAGUAAAAAUGAGAGAAAUCAUGUCGGAGAAAAAAAUCACAAUAUGAAGGUGUGUGGAAGCUUCAUGCCAGUAAUCAUAGUUGUCUGUACACAGUAGAAUUCAUGUUGAACAGAAAGGCUGUGAAUGUGAAGAAUGUGACAAGUGUUUAACUUCUGCUCAAACCAUUCUCUAUGAAAUUUAUGACAGAAAACCCCAACAACUGUGAAGACAGUGUCAAAUCUUAUAACCAGUAUUCACACUUUUCAGUACAUAACAGAAUUCCUAGAGAUAUUCUACAUAUGUGAAGAGUAUGAAAAUGUCUUUAAAUACUUUUCAUACUUUUCUAAUCAUAAUUUGUACGGAAGAAAUACUCUACAAAUGUCAAUGAUGUCUUAAAGUCGUGUUUAUCCUGUUCACUAGGGCUAAAAAGAGAUAGGGGCAGAUGAUUCUAGGGCAUCCUUUGUCCAUAAUAAGUAGGAACAAAGUUACCAGAGGGGGCAGCCAGGAAAGAAAUGCAUUUCAGGAAGGCUUUAAAAAACUGAACUGAUGUUUGCUUUACAGAACUGACUCUCAGAGGUAGAGAGGCCCCAGUGUAGAGAUACAGCCAAGGCCAUAAAAAGGGGUCUUUGCAGCAUCCCUACAAGUAUGGUGACAGUAGUCUCAAGGGACCCAUUUUCAUAAACACAGUAAAAUUUUCACCACUUUUAUCACAGUUUACAAAUACUAUGACAGGGCGGCACCUGUGGCUCAGUCGGUAAGACACCAGCCCCAUAUACCGAGGGUGAUGGGUUCAAACCCGGCCCCGGCCAAACUGCAACCAAAAAAUAGCCAGGCAUUGUGGCGGGCGCCUGUAGUCCCAGCUACUUGGGAUGCUGAGGCAAGAGAAUCGCUUAAGCCCAUUAGUUGGAGGUUGCUGUGAGCUGUGUGAGGCCACGGCACUCUACCGAGGGCCAUAAAGUGAGACUCUGUCUCUACAAAAAAAAAACAAAAAACAAAUACUAUGACAAUUUCUGGAAAUUGCUUUCCAGAGAUAAAAAUAAAAAUUCCUCCAUUCAGGAAUUUUUCCCCCUUUCUACUAAAAAUAGUAAAUAUAUUACCCUCCUCCCCCAACCACUUAACGUAGAUUUGGAAAAUUGUCAUGAACGGGAAAAAUCUCACUAACCCAGGGUGUUCUCCACUUGAUAAGGUAGAUGUCUUCCUUCUCUGGAGUGUACUGUGCUUUAAUAAACUUUGACCUUUUGCUCACUUGUAUCUACUUGUUCUGCUCAUUUGUUCCACUGUCUUGUUACCAGUAACUAUGCUUUGUCACCUGGAACCAAAAAUCAGGGAACGCACACUUGACAUAUUUUCCCCAUAUGUGACAUUUUAGGGCCAAAAUCUUGGAGGAAAGUGUACAUUUUCAGCAAGAUAAGGUAAUGAAACAUUAGGCAUUCUGAAUUCACGCUGCCUGAUGAACAUUACUUAUUACACUUACAGGUCUCACUCUCUUUGCUUUCCAGGUAAUGUAGCUCUUUACCUACCCCUGCUCCCUUUCCUUUUUUUUUUUUCUUCCCAUCUCCACAAUGCACAUCAUCCUCCAGUUGGGCCUAAUAUUCAAAAGCAUAAAAAGGGGCAUCUGGCUCCACAAGCAGAACAUUAAAGCAGAUUUUUAAGGUCUUGAUACAGAGAAUUGGGAUGAAGAGACAGCAAGAGAAAGCCAGGCCAGCAUCAGUCCCCAAGAGCAGUAGGAAGCUUUUGAAAUGGUCGCUGCCACUAGGGAAGAAGGUUGUCAGGAACAGAGUUACUCUAGGGUCAGGCAAGAAUCCACCAGGCCAGAGCCCUUCCCCACCAUGACUAUGGCUUCCUGGAGUCAGGAAUGGCUCAGGAAGCAGCCUCUGCUGGGCCCAUCCCCUCACUGCUAGAGAAAUGCCCUGGAAGUGACAUUUCCCUCUCCUGGAGAUGGAGGAUCACACUUACCUUCCAGACCCUGUGAAAUUCCUGAACCAGCUCUGACUCUGGAACUCUUUUAGUUUGGUGGACACCCUCCAGCUUCAGAAAAAGUUCCACUUCAGAUGGUGGGAAGGCUGGUUGUUGGGUAGCUGUCUCUGUCACAAUGAACAAACUGAUGUUCAUAGUGUUAGAGCCACCCCUUUGUUCUCCCCAAAUAUUCAGGGGCUCUGUUUCGCUCUCUUAUAUCUUUCUUAAAAAUGGAAGGUAAAAUACAAUCCUAAGGGUACUCUAAAGUCCCUCUGCUCCCUGGUUGAAGAUGCCUUGUUUUU
Molecule: messenger RNA, 4525 nt
Organism: Nycticebus coucang (slow loris)
Lineage: Eukaryota; Metazoa; Chordata; Mammalia; Primates; Lorisidae
Product: zinc finger protein 98-like
Exons: 5
Coding region: 208-2007 (599 amino acids)
Biological process (GO): regulation of transcription by RNA polymerase II
Molecular function (GO): DNA-binding transcription factor activity; RNA polymerase II cis-regulatory region sequence-specific DNA binding
Source: RefSeq, a predicted model, not a curated record